Molecule: messenger RNA, 715 nt
Organism: Carlito syrichta (Philippine tarsier)
Lineage: Eukaryota; Metazoa; Chordata; Mammalia; Primates; Tarsiidae
Gene: HCFC1R1
Product: host cell factor C1 regulator 1
Exons: 3
Coding region: 54-494 (146 amino acids)
Source: RefSeq, a predicted model, not a curated record
UCGGAGACCCCGCCUCUGCCACUCAGAUCCCACCCGCAAGACCCCGAACUCCAAUGAUCCUGCAGCAGCCCUUGGAGCGAGGUCCCCAGGGUCUGGCCCAGCGCCACCCUCAGGCCGCCCUGGGGUCAUCGCGGGGCCUGGACGCCAGGUGGAGCCGUCACCUCUGGUUUCCAUCGGUCGGCCUCACCUCGCAAUAUCCCAGCCUGCCUUUCUCCCCAUGUCUCCCCAGGGAUCCCCUGUGCAAGCAUUUUCUGUCUGAGGAGAACAUGGCCACCCACUUCUCUCAACUCAGCCUGCACAAUGACCACCCCUACUGCAGCCCCCCCAGGGCUUUUCCCCCAGCCUUGCCCCCGCUCAGGGGCUCUUGCUCUGAGCUGCUUCUCUGGCGCUACCCUGGGAACCUCAUCCCCGAGGCCCUCCGGCUGCUCAGGCUGGGGGACACCCCGACUCCCCUCUACCUUGCAACCCCAGCUGGGGACAUAGUGGAGCUCUGAGUGCUGACGGGCCGUGCUCCUCCUACCCUCCUUUCCACCCAACAGAAGAGACCAGCAACCCCCACAAAGGGACAAGGUGCCUUUCCUUCUUCAGACCGUACUUCUUCACCCAACAGAGGACACUGAGCCCAGUGGAGCCCUGGGAUGGGAGGGGCAGGAGCAUGGGGGGAAAGAUCCCCCCUCCCCCAGAAGAACUGAAUAAAGAUUGCUGAGCAACAGAA